AUGUUUUCAUUUCCAAUUCAUGGUAGAAGACCAGCUGUCGAACGCAUGUUCUUUCAUCUCAUUGGCGAAAAUCCAGUGGUGUUCGCAGAUAAUCAGAGAAUGGAACAUGUUCUUGAAAAACCAAGUGUUACCGAAUCAAUGUUCACUUCAUGGUUUAAAGCAAAUGCAAACUAUUCAGAAGCGAGGAAGUUGACAUACGGUCAAUUUGUUUCUAAAUUUGUGUAUCAUAAGAAAAACAGAUGUUGGACUCCAAGAAAGAGAGAGUUCACGAUUCGCAGAUUGAUUUGGGUUCCUCCAUGUACUGGAGAGUUGUUUUACUUAAGAAUGAUGCUCACGGUUGUCAAAGGUCCCCUCACCUAUGAACAAUUAAAAAAUGUGGCUGGCGUACAGUUACUUACUUUCAGAGAAGCUUGCUUUGCACUUGGCUUUUUAGGAGAUGAUCAAGAGUUCAUUUCAGCCAUUCAAGAGGCCAAUAACUGGGGAUCAGGUCAUGCAUUACGAUAUCUAUUUGUCGUGUUGUUAUUGUCUAAUAUCAUGGAUAGACCUAAGCAUGUAUGGGAAAAAACAUGGCAUUGGUUGGCAGAUGGAAUACUAUAUAUUCAGAGAAGGAUAGCAAAUAAUCCAAAUUUUGGAACGGAACAGAAGGAGUUUGGCAGAUUUCAAAAGAUUUUGGAACGGAACAGAAGGAGUUUGGCAGAUUUCAAACCUAUGCCUUAUCCAAAGGAUUAUAUCACAGCUCAAUUAGGAAACAGACUUAUAUACGAUGAGAGAAACUAUAAUGCUCAGAAGUUGAAGCAAGAAUUCGACAAUCUUUACAAAAUGCUUACAGAUGAACAAAGGAUGAUAUUCAAUAAGAUAAUGAAAGCUGUUGAAGACCAAAAAGGUGGAGUGUUCUUUCUUCAUGGAUAUGGUGGAACAGGAAAGACUUUCAUGUGGCAAACUCUUGCCAGUGCAUUAAGAUGCAAACUGAAAAUUGUCUUGACAGUUGCAUCAAGUGGUAUAACAUCACUUCUACUUCCAGGAGGUAGAACUGCUCAUUCAAAGUUUAAAAUACCUGUUCCAACGGACGACAAUUCAACCUGCAAUAUUGAAUUUGAUAGUGAUCAUGCUGAGUUACUACAACAAACAAAAUUCAUAAUAUGGGACGAAGCUCCAAUGACUCACAAAUUUUUCUUUCAGGCUUUAGACAGAACUUUGAAGGAUGUUAUGAGUGAAUACAGUGACUCUGAUAAAAAUUUUGGUGGCAAAGUUUUUGUUUUUGGUGGCGAUUUCCGACAUAUAUUACCUGUCAUUCCAAGAAGGAAUAGGUCUGAAAUUGUUCAUGCUUCCAUUAAUGCUUCAGACAUUUGGGACCAUUGUCAAGUACUCACUUUAACAAGAAACAUGCGUUUAACGUGUGGAUGA
Molecule: messenger RNA, 1404 nt
Organism: Medicago truncatula (barrel medic)
Lineage: Eukaryota; Viridiplantae; Streptophyta; Magnoliopsida; Fabales; Fabaceae
Exons: 3
Coding region: 1-1404 (467 amino acids)
Biological process (GO): DNA repair; telomere maintenance
Molecular function (GO): DNA helicase activity
Source: RefSeq, a predicted model, not a curated record